This is a messenger RNA of Stegodyphus dumicola, 834 nucleotides long. RefSeq lists its product as uncharacterized. Lineage: Eukaryota; Metazoa; Arthropoda; Arachnida; Araneae; Eresidae. The record is from RefSeq and is a predicted model, not a curated record.
AUGGCUUUAGACCAGGGUCGUGGAUGGGGAAUUAGUCCCUAUAUACAAAAGGUUCUUUAUCUCACCGUUAUCGAGAGAAUGGUCACCUAUGCGGCUGCUAUAUGGGCUGAACCCAUGCAGGGUCGCAAAGUGCGCCACUUGCAAAGUCUCCAGCGUCAAUUUGCCUUACAGAUAACUAGGGCGUUUCGUACUACCUCAUCCAGUGCAUUAAAUGUCAUGGCGGGACUGAUCCCUCUUCAUCUACGUAUUCUGCAGGAAGCAGCAAUACAAUCCGUCAAGGUUUUGAAAAAACCUUUCAUCCUAUUUGAUGAACUUUUCACACCAUUGCACUAUGAACAACCCUCACAACAUUUGGAUGUGCAUCCAGUCCUUCAAGGAACAGGACUUCGGAUUUUCCUUAAGGACGUAACACUGCCACCUAUCCCAAGCAUUCAAUAUUACACUGAUGGAUCUAAAAUAGAUCAACAGACAGGCUGUGCCCUUGUAGCCUUUCAUAAUGGUCAGUCAAUUUAUCAGUGGCUGGGUCAUCUCCAUGGAAAUAAUAGUGUAUUUCAAGCGGAGGCCCUAGCCAUCCUCAAAGCAGUUCAACACUGUAAAACAAGUGGUGCUAUGGAGGCAAUAAUUAUCACUGAUAGUCUUUCGUCGCUUCAAGCGAUUCAAAACCCCAGACAUUCUUCUUCGCUUAUCUCGGACAUCCAAUGUGAACUUCGUAAUCAAGUGGGAAAUAACAUCACGCUAGCUUGGACUAAGGGCCAUGCUGGGGAUCACGGUAAUACUUUGGCAGAUAAGUUAGCCAAAUCAGCUGCCGAAAAUACCGAUGCCGAGGCUGAAGAA